UAUAAAUUAUAGUUUAUUUUAUUCUUACCAUUAUUUGUUAUAUAUUACUGAAACCUAUUCAGUAUAAUAUGUACUUAAUCUAAUAACUCUGUAUAGCGAAAAAUAAAGAAAUGGAAAAAUUAAUAGUGAUAUUGCUUUCGUUUAUGCUGCAGGCUACACAUAUAUCUGGGGCCGUUGAUUGUACUCCACCAUGGAUGGCUGAAAGUAAUCCAUUUUACGGAAAGAUUUUAUCAAAGUCAGUCUAUAGAUGUCCAUCACUUUUCGGAGACUCAAAUAAGGAAUACUGUUGUUACAAUUCGGAUGGAGACGUUGAAUGUUGCAAUUAUCAAGAGUAUUUCCUUUUUAGAUUAUAUUGCCUUCUUCCAAUUAUUUUAAUAGCGUUGAUCAUUAUAUCAUUCGUCUGCAGUAUAUGUUGUUUUAUGUGCCCAUUUUGCAUGAUUUACAAACGCAGACAAAUUAGAAGAUAGGUACUAAUAGUAGUUGAUGACAACCAAGACACAUCUUAUCACCUCAAAUCUCAAUAUUAAUAAAAAAUAAAUGUAUAAUUUAUAUUUCAUUAAGAAGAAAUAAAACAAUAUUCUUAUUA
Molecule: messenger RNA, 586 nt
Organism: Diuraphis noxia (Russian wheat aphid)
Lineage: Eukaryota; Metazoa; Arthropoda; Insecta; Hemiptera; Aphididae
Source: RefSeq, a predicted model, not a curated record